CCCUGUGUCAGUCCACACACCUCUGGUGCACACAUUUACAGAUGUUUCAUUCAUUUUCAGUACUGCUCUCCUGCACAUAGUACAGUGUCAUACACUCCACACUCAUCAUCUGCACAGCCUGCCACUAUCUCCUUCUCUCCUGCACACAAUACUCACUAUCCUGCACAUACCACCAUAGCCUCCAUUCUACUCUCCUAUGCAUACUACUGUCAUACACUUCUCAUUACUUUUCUGUCCAUACUAACUCCCCUUAUACCCUCCACAUUGUUCUUACAUUUAUUACCCAGCAUACGCCACACUGCAUCCCCACAUACUGCUCACUGUCAUACCGCCCACACUCCUCUCCUGUACAUACCGCCCACUGUCAUACCCUCAACACUCCUUUCCUGUACAUACUGCCCACUGUCAUACCCUCCUCACUUCUCUCCUAUACAUACCACCCACUGUCAUACCGUCCACACUCCUCUCCUGUACAUACUGAUCACUGUCAUACUCUCCACAAUCCUCUCCUGUAUACACCUCCCACUGUCAUACUCUCCAUACUCCUCUCCUGUACAUACUGUCCUCUGUCAUGCCCUCCCCACUCCUCUCCUGUACAUACUGCCCACUGUAAUUUCCUCCACACUCCUCUCCUGUACCUACUGCCCAUUGUCAUAUCCUCCACACUCCUCUCCUCUACAUACUGAUGUCCUGCACAUAGUACAGUGUCAUACACUCCACACUCAUCAUCUGCACAGCCUGCCACUAUCUCCUUCUCUCCUGCACACA
Molecule: messenger RNA, 768 nt
Organism: Staurois parvus
Lineage: Eukaryota; Metazoa; Chordata; Amphibia; Anura; Ranidae
Source: the annotation of a GenBank genome assembly